AUGUCCUCAGGCAAUCUUCUCGGAAACCUCAACCAGGUAUGCAUUGCUACACCAAACUUUCACGAAACCCUCGACAGAUUAGGCAAGGUCGGCAUGGGUCCUUUCCAAGUAUACCACUUCAAUUCCGAAACUGUUUCGGAUCAGAAAUACUACGAUGAGGAAGGACCAGAUCUAUAUGAAAUUGAUGUCGCCUUCGCGUAUAAUUCCGAUUCAAAGGCGCCGGUCAUUGAGGUUAUGAGCCCCAUUAAAGGAAAGUCAGCUCUCAAGGAUCGCUUGGACGAGGAUGGCAACAAAGCAGAAGUGCAGAGCAUUGCUUUCACCAUGGAUACCCUAUCAAUGGACGAACGGAUAGAGGAGAUGAGGAAGAGAGGCUUCAGGCCGUCUACUCAGGGUUACUUCUUGGGCAAGAGAGGGGGAACAAAAUUUUGUUUCUUUGAUACUGAUGAAAAGGGCAUCCCAACUUGCUUCGAGACCAUUGAAUGGUCAAGUGAUUGGGUAGCGCCUGACUGUGAAUGGUACCCAAGGCCGCCGGCAUGA
Aspergillus welwitschiae is the source of this 537-nucleotide messenger RNA. Its product is annotated as VOC family protein. The coding region runs from base 1 to 537 and encodes 178 amino acids. The transcript has a single exon. The record is from RefSeq and is a predicted model, not a curated record. NCBI's taxonomy places the organism in Eukaryota, Fungi, Ascomycota, Eurotiomycetes, Eurotiales, Aspergillaceae.